AUGCGUCAACCACGAGGCAAUCUACUCACUCACGACGCAACCAACUUACUCACGAGGCAACCAACUCAUUCAGAAGACAACCACGUCACUCAUGGGGCAGCCACAAGGCAAUGUAGUCACCCACGAGGCAGCCAACACAGCAAGGAACUCACUCAUGGGGCAACCACGAGGCAAUGUACUCACUCACGAUGCAACCAACUCACUCACGAGGUAAUCAACACAGUAAAUAGGCAACCAACUCACUCAUGGGGCAACCACGAGGCAACGUACUCACUCACGACCCAACCAAAUUACUCACGAGGCAACCAACCCAUUCAGAAGACAACCACGUCAGUCUUGGGGCAACCACGAGGCAAUGUACUCACUCACGAGGCAACCAACACAGUAAUCAGGCAAGCAACUCAUCGAUGGGACAACCACGAGGCACUGUACUCACUCACGACGCAACCAACUCACUCACAAGGCCACCAACACAGUAGUCAGGCAACCAAAUCACUGACAUGGCAAACAACUCAUUUGCAGUUCAAGCACACAUAA
Molecule: messenger RNA, 537 nt
Organism: Acanthosepion pharaonis
Lineage: Eukaryota; Metazoa; Mollusca; Cephalopoda; Sepiida; Sepiidae
Source: the annotation of a GenBank genome assembly